Messenger RNA from Emericellopsis cladophorae, 1176 nucleotides. Its product is annotated as Replication factor C subunit-like protein. NCBI's taxonomy places the organism in Eukaryota, Fungi, Ascomycota, Sordariomycetes, Hypocreales, Bionectriaceae. Gene Ontology annotation, molecular function: DNA clamp loader activity; ATP hydrolysis activity; ATP binding. The transcript has 2 exons. The coding region runs from base 1 to 1176 and encodes 391 amino acids. The record is from RefSeq and is a predicted model, not a curated record. Gene Ontology annotation, cellular component: Elg1 RFC-like complex; Ctf18 RFC-like complex; DNA replication factor C complex. Gene Ontology annotation, biological process: DNA-templated DNA replication; DNA repair.
AUGUCAGAUUACGAGGACGAGAUGGACGUGGACAGCACCGCGCCAUCCCACGAUAUUGCCUUCUCGUCCGCAGCCAAGCAAGGCAAGCGUAGUGCCGCAAACUUGCCAGUCGAAGCGGAAGAUAACCUGCCAUGGGUCGAGAAAUACCGCCCCUCAACACUCGCCGACGUGAGCGGCCAUCAAGACAUCCUCUCGACAAUCAACAAAUUCAUCGACACAAACCGCCUCCCCCAUCUCCUUCUCUACGGUCCUCCCGGCACAGGAAAGACGUCCACCAUCCUCGCGCUCGCGCGGCGCAUUUACGGCGAGGCGAACAUACGACAAAUGGUUCUCGAACUCAACGCGUCUGACGACCGUGGUAUCGAUGUGGUGAGGGAGCAGAUCAAGACUUUUGCCAGCACAAAACAGAUCUUCAACAUGGCAGGCGGGGCGGGAAGCAAAGGGAUGGCAGGCUACAAGCUGAUCAUUCUCGACGAGGCGGACGCCAUGACGAACACGGCGCAGAUGGCUCUCCGGAGGAUCAUGGAGAAGUACACUGUGAACACGCGAUUCUGCGUCAUUGCGAAUUACGCGCACAAAUUGAGCCCCGCGCUGCUCAGUCGGUGUACUCGGUUUCGCUUCAGCCCUCUAAAGGAGGGCGACAUUCGGGUCUUGGUGGAGAAGGUUGUGGACGAGGAGAAUGUGCAGAUUGGCGGCGACGCGGUGGACGCUCUCAUCAAGUUGAGCAAAGGUGACAUGCGACGGGCACUGAACGUGUUGCAGGCGUGUCAUGCGUCGAGCACGCCGCUGCGCGAGCCCGGCGCGCCCAAGGUGCCGGACAGUGCGAUACAGAGGGAGAUGAUCACCACAGAAACCAUCUACAACUGCAUAGCAGCGCCGCCGCCCGAGGCCGUCAAGGAGAUCAUGGCGACGCUGUUGAAGACGUCGGAUGUCACGAGCUGCUUGAAUACGGUCAACUCGCUCAAGAUAGCACGGGGGCUGGCGUUGGCCGACAUUAUCACGGCGCUGUCGGAGGAGCUGGUCAAACUGGAGGUCAAGCCGCAAGUCAUGAUAUCGUGGCUGGAGGGUCUUGCGGACAUUGAGCACAGGGUUGCGGGCGGAGGCAGUGAGGUUUUGCAGACCGGAGCCAUGGUGGGUGUCAUCAGGAACGGGGUUGAGCUGAUGGAGAAGAGCUAA